Drosophila innubila is the source of this 1672-nucleotide messenger RNA. Its product is annotated as inward rectifier potassium channel irk-1-like. Gene Ontology annotation, molecular function: inward rectifier potassium channel activity. Gene Ontology annotation, biological process: regulation of monoatomic ion transmembrane transport; potassium ion import across plasma membrane. The transcript is spliced from 6 exons. The record is from RefSeq and is a predicted model, not a curated record. NCBI's taxonomy places the organism in Eukaryota, Metazoa, Arthropoda, Insecta, Diptera, Drosophilidae. Bases 249 to 1586 code for a protein of 445 amino acids. Gene Ontology annotation, cellular component: plasma membrane.
AAAGAGGCGCUGUGUACACUUUAGUACGAUACUUGGACUUAGUCAGUGUCAAGCAGUCAGUCAGUCAUCAACUUGAGCGUGCUUAAGCUCUGUGAACUGCAAUCUAAUUCAAUUAAAAUUAAAAGGAAAAUCUACGCUUCAAAUGAAAUUGCUCCGAAUUCAACAAUCGAAAACGACGACGAUAAACGACAAUUAGACAAAAACAGAAAAAUUUCAGUUUCUGUCAAUACGUGGGCAGCCUGACAACAAUGAGAGUAGAUGACGGCGCAGAAAAGUCCGCAAUGAUUCGUUCAUCAUCAAUGCCUGUUAAGCCAAAACCCUUGGAUCCGAGGCCACUGGCGCGAUCUCCAGAAAAGGAAACGGUCAACGAUAGUGAAGUCGACUAUUAUCCGGAGAGUCCCAGCUGUGUGCGUCGACGAAAGUCGAAGCAAACUCCAGAGCAAUUGGAGACGCGUAGUGAGCAAAACUUUCCUUAUACCCUCGACUGGGCGGGGAGCACUAUUGAGCUAACUCCCGAUGCGGAUGCUGAUGCAGACGGUCUGAGACGCAGAAUGAAUCGUGUGAUGGAAAAGAAUGGACAUGAGAACGUUGUCUUUCGACGCAUACCAGAGAAGUCCUGGCGAUAUAUGCGUGACGUGAUCACCACACUGAUCGAAUUGGAUUGGAAGUAUAUGCUGACACUGUUUCUGGGUAGUUACUUUCUCAGCUGGACUUUCUUUGGCGUACUUUGCUAUAUGGUAGCCUAUUCUCAUGGCGAUUUUCUAUUUGACGCUAUCACUGGCGAACGUUUGGGCGAGGGAAGUGACCCCUGUAUUUUCGGAGUGCCCAAUUUUAUUGGCAUUAUGAUAUAUUCGAUUGAAACACAAACAACACUUGGUUUCGGCGAAAGAUACGCCAGCGAGGAAUGUCCAGAGACCAUUUUUCUAUUUGUAAUGCAAAUGAUGUGCGCAGCUGCCAUCGAGGGAUCUAUGGUUAGCAUUAUCUAUGCGAAAACAGCUCGUCCAGCCAAACAGCUGACCAAGCUCAAGUUCAGCGAUAAGGCGGUGAUUUGUUGUCGCGAUGGACAACUUUGUUUGCUCUUUCGUGUUUGUGAUCCACGUGAACAGCAGUCUAUAGAAUCCAAGAUACGUGUCUACAUUAUUGUAGACAAGCCUACACGGGAAGGAGAACUAAUUAAAACACACACGGAACUGAAGCUGGAGGGAAAUGGCGAACAGUUGAUUGUCUGGCCGGACAUUGUAUGCCAUGUCAUCGAUGAGACCAGCCCACUUAAUCACUUCAACAAUGCCAAACAGUUAAAUGCAGCUCAAUUUGAAUUAUACGUGACAAUUGUGGGCACAUCUCCGACUACGGCUCAAAUGACGGAGGCAAAGACAUCGUACGUUCCACGAGAGAUCUUCUGGGGUCAACGUUUUGUCAAUAUUAUCCAUUAUGAUGCAUCCAAUGAGCGUUAUAUUGUGGACUAUGAGAAUUUCAACACAACCAUUUCGGUAGAUAUGCCUAUCAAGUUGACACCGGCGGAGCAGUUACAGCAACAACAGCAGCAGCAACAACUGCAGCAGCUACAAUUGUCAUACAGAAAAUAAAUUAUAUAUUAACAAACAACACAAUAAAGUAUUAUAUCAUCCACCAAAAAUACGCGCUCAAUAAAAAUUUCGAUUACUAUUCCGAU